Molecule: messenger RNA, 375 nt
Organism: Chanos chanos (milkfish)
Lineage: Eukaryota; Metazoa; Chordata; Actinopteri; Gonorynchiformes; Chanidae
Gene: ccdc167
Product: coiled-coil domain containing 167
Exons: 4
Coding region: 69-371 (100 amino acids)
Source: RefSeq, a predicted model, not a curated record
CCACUUUCUUCUGGUCUAAAUCAGUUCAAGCUUUCGCAUUAACUGGUGGAUUUUGGCAAAGACCCAGUAUGAGCCCACCUAAGGAUAAAAAGCGAGAGAAGAUAAGCGUCGCGAGUGAGAUUGACCGCAUUGAAGAGCGCCGGUUACGCUGUCAGAACAGCUUGGAACGGGCCGAAUUCAGGAAACGGCGCGAGGAGCUAUCGGAGCAGGACAGACUAGCCUUGGAGGAGGAAAUGAACAUGAUGUCAGAGAGGAUUCAGAAAUAUGAGCGAGAGCUGGAGGUGCUGAGAGGAGAGAACAGGAGGAACAUGCUACUGUCUGUCGCUCUGCUCGCCAUCAGCGUGCUCUUCUAUUACACCUUCAUCUACUGAACCU